This is a messenger RNA of Dendronephthya gigantea, 499 nucleotides long. RefSeq names its product ER membrane protein complex subunit 10-like. The transcript is spliced from 7 exons. Bases 2 to 499 code for a protein of 165 amino acids. The record is from RefSeq and is a predicted model, not a curated record. Lineage: Eukaryota; Metazoa; Cnidaria; Anthozoa; Malacalcyonacea; Nephtheidae.
AAUGGACGGCAACUCUGCUUUGGUUGUUCUAGCAAGAAAUUUCCUUUGUUUCCUUGUUUUUGUUGGUUCAUUUGUCUCCUGCAAAACAAGUGAUGUUGGCAGAGAAGGUUUAACAUUGGUUGUGGAACAUGCUGUAGGAACUGGUCCCAAGUUGAACUUUCAGGAAAGAGGAGAAAUUAUAAUCAAAAGCCUGAAGGGGAUCUCCGGAUCUUACAAUGACUAUAACAUCUUAUCAUCAGAGGAGUUUAAAAAUUCAAUCAAGGAUGCUUCAUAUCAAGGCAAUUUUUAUCACAUCCGAAUUGCAGUGGAACCAUUAGAAACUGAAGAAUCUGGAAAUAAAUUGUAUAUAUCAACUUUUAUCAAAGCUUGUUCAUUGCUGAAGUCGAAUUUCUCGGAUAUAAUUAAAUUAAAUGUUGACCAUACAGGUCAAAUUUUUGCCGUCAGCUUGUCAACAACGACUGCUGACUGUAGUGGAAUUAACGAUGAAGAGGUACAGUAA